This is a messenger RNA of Kwoniella shivajii, 2034 nucleotides long. RefSeq lists its product as uncharacterized. The transcript is spliced from 8 exons. Lineage: Eukaryota; Fungi; Basidiomycota; Tremellomycetes; Tremellales; Cryptococcaceae. The record is from RefSeq and is a predicted model, not a curated record. The coding region runs from base 1 to 2034 and encodes 677 amino acids.
AUGUUUAGUGGUCGUAGGAAAUCAGCUACUGUCCUGGUCGAGGAGGCGUCCUUCGCCAAUGACAUCCAAUCUUCGUCGGCCGAGUAUAAACACCGGAUGCAAUUGGAGACAUAUCAACGAGAUCCCGUCAAAGCAGCAGCAGCAUCGCGACUGGCGGAGCGGCAGAGAACUCCUUCGUUCAAUCUGACUCCCUUCGACCCGGUGGAUAGCGAUGAUAGCGGCAAGCUGAAGCGUUCUCAAGCGCCCGCAUAUCAUCUUUUGCGCCUAAGGAUCUUGACCUCAUGGCGGCAGAUCCUUGGCGUCCUGGGACUAGCCGGCGCUCUGGUCCUAGUGUUGCAGAUUCUUGCCGCGCCUGCAGACAAUAUUGCUGAAUGGAAUCAGUGGCCCCAAGAACCCAAAACCGAGCCGUCCAUACGAGUCAAUCGUAAAAUCUCAGCAAAGGCUAGAUCUCGAGAUGGAGCUUCUACUCUGGGCGACCAUAAGAUAGCCAAUGGUAUACUGCAAGUUAAUCCCGAUAGUACCGUACAUCCUCUUCGUGUCUUGGUACAAUCUGCUCAAGAACAGUGGGAUGAAAAAGUUGCUAGGCAGAGCAAAACGUUGCAUGAGGCGGUGAAAGAAUACAAAAGGCGGUAUCAUCAGAAUCCACCGCAAGGGUUUGACAAGUGGUGGGCUUUUACAGUUGAAAACAAUGUUCAUUUGCCUGAUGAAUACGACCAAAUCUAUCGCGAUCUCGCUCCCUUCUACUCAGUCUCACCUGCAAAGUUGAAUCAUCGUAUCAAAGAAGCUGCCAAAUCUCUACGAACAUUCACUUUAGAAAUUUCCGAAGGUCAUGUUACUUCCCAUCAUGUGUAUGACAGUAAAGUCGUAGAGUCGGGCGAAGAACGGCCCAAGCAUCAAAUCGCCCUGAUUCAACCCAUAGCCCAACAUCUUCCAGAUAUGACCAUUGUCAUGUCGGAGGGAUUCAUCGACGAUGAUAUCGAUCCCGACGCCGUCAACGGAUACCCCUGGGCCUGUCCGAUCUCGUCUCCUUUGUUCAAUUCUGCUCGUUACAACAAAGCCAAUCACAAGGAUGGACUGAGUGCAAUCGAUGGGAAAUCAUUUGUAGCGGAUAUCAGAGAAUACAUGAACAUUUGCAACCACCCGGAACUAAUGGAGCAACAUGGUUUGCUUAUAGGCAAAAAUCCGCAAAUGCAAAGCCCUAGUCCUGUCAUCUCUCUCAGUAAAACCGCUCUUCAUGCCGAUAUUCUGGGAAUUCCCACCGAGCAAUGGGUAGAAGGGGGCCCAGUUCCCGCUUGGCAGGAUAGAAAACAAGACAAGGUGUUAUGGAGAGGGUCCAACACUGCCAUGCAUUAUGACGAGACUGUUUCCUGGAGAGGGAGUCAGCGUGUCCGGCUCAUCAACAUGACCAACCAUAUUGGUGCUGGUGAGCUCGUGACUCUUUCCCCUGAUCAAGGGAAAAAGACUUUAAGGGAAUCAGCGAAGUCAAAUACGUGGCCAGCGGCAAAUGCAGAACAGAUGGACGUGAAGUUCACUGGCAAGCCUCUUCAGUGCGACAAGAACGAUGGUACAUGUGAACGAAUAGCUCGCGACUACGCGUUUGCCCAUGGAAGAAUGGGUCAUGAAGAAGCUCUGGCAUAUAAAUAUGUGAUCGAUGUAGACGGUAACGCAUGGUCUGCGCGAUUUAACCGAUUAUUAACCUCCGGUUCGCUGAUUUUCAAAGCCACAAUCAUGCCGGAAUGGUAUACUGAUCGGAUACAACCAUGGAUUCAUUAUGUACCGAUCAAGAUGGACUUUUCGGACCUCUACGAUGCGGUUGCGUUCUUCCGACCUAGCUCGACGAAUCCUGCAGCAGAAGACGCACUUGCGGAAAAGAUUGCAUCGGCUGGUCGACAAUGGGCACUGACGCAUUGGCGACGUGAAGACAUGACCGCCUACAUGUUCAGGUUAUACCUUGAGUGGGCAAGACUCAUAUCGUCUGACCGAAAAUCGAAAGAUUUUGUUUAUUCACCGGAUAUGGAGAUGAGGCGCCAUUAG